Molecule: messenger RNA, 1392 nt
Organism: Zingiber officinale
Lineage: Eukaryota; Viridiplantae; Streptophyta; Magnoliopsida; Zingiberales; Zingiberaceae
Product: AT-hook motif nuclear-localized protein 29-like
Exons: 1
Coding region: 86-1189 (367 amino acids)
Biological process (GO): vegetative to reproductive phase transition of meristem
Cellular component (GO): nucleus
Molecular function (GO): minor groove of adenine-thymine-rich DNA binding; DNA-binding transcription factor activity
Source: RefSeq, a predicted model, not a curated record
AAUUCGAGUUUCUUUUACAAAAAUUUGCCAAUUUUCGUCGCCCUUUCAAUUGACACUGUAGCGUACAUGGCGAUGGCCACGUGGAAUGUGCCGACUGGGCAGCCUCACGUGCCGCUUGGUCCCACAUGGAGUGGGCCAGCCCGCCCAUUGGCCUCCCAGGUGCCCCCGCGUGGCCUCAAUCGUCUCCUCCAAUCUUCCCCGCCCACGUCAGCCUCCACGCCGACACCGCUCAAAGUUUGGAGCUUCUUUUUCUUCGCUUAUCCACCUGCUGCAAUCAAUGCCUUCUCGAGGUUGUAGAUCAUGGCGGAGGGCGUUAUCUCUGCGACUCUGUUGCUGUUUUUGUCGUCGGAUUGAGGCGGGAGUGGUGAAGCAGAGUGCGACGGUGACAAGAGAGGGAGAACAACUGGCGAACAAGUGGUGGGAGAGAGUCGAUGCGCCGCCCAUGGCCAGAUCUGAAUCAGGCCGAGGAAAUGCCGGCGGCGGCAUCGAGUCGUCGCGCUACCUCCAUUACCUCCUCGGCGGACAAACGCUGUCUCCUUCCGCGGACGUGCAUCCGCCUGAGGAUUCAAAGCCGUCGCCGGAGCAAUGUUCCUCCGACCAAGUUCCUACCGGAGGCGACCGGCCGGCCUCGAAUUCCGCCUUACGACGUCCACGCGGCCGCCCCCCAGGCUCCAAGAACAAGCCCAAGGCCUCGGUGGUGGUCGCGCAGGACACGCCCAACUUGCUCCGCUCCCACGUGAUCGAGGUCGCUGCCGGCGCCGACGUGGUCGGGAGCGUCACCGAGUACGCGCGCCGGAGGGGGCGCGGGGUGAGCGUGCUCAGUGGCUACGGAGCUGUCUCUGACGUCGCACUGCGCCAGCCUCAGGCGGCGUCCGCGACCGUGCUCAGGGGGCGGUUCGAGAUCCUGUCGCUGACGGGGACGGUGCUGCCUCCCCCUGCGCCGCCGGGCGCGGGAGGACUGAGCGUGUUCCUGGCGGGAGGUCAGGGCCAGGUGGUGGGCGGCUGCAUGGCGGGGCCCCUGAUGGCCGCUGGCCGGGUGGUGCUCACGGCGGCCACCUUCUCGAAUGCGGUGUACGAGCGGCUCCCGGUGGAAACCAACGAGGAUACCUCCGCCGGAGACCGCAACCCCACUAACCCUGCUGCAAGUAGCGCUUUCGGAAGGAUGAAACCGCCGCCGCCGCCUUUCUAAUCGCCGCCAAUGGAAUCAAGAACAUCAUCUCCAAUUUCAUCGAAAUUCUUGUGGAAAUCAUUCUGAUUCCCAUUUUCGACAUGUUUUUCUGCAUUUGCACUUUGUUUCAGUCUUUCGAGUCAAUUUCAUUUUCAUAUGUCAAACCUUUUAGUGUAGUGUAUCAAUUGACAGGCUCCUAAUCGAUUGCACAGGGACUCUGCUGA